This is a messenger RNA of Iphiclides podalirius (scarce swallowtail), 795 nucleotides long. Lineage: Eukaryota; Metazoa; Arthropoda; Insecta; Lepidoptera; Papilionidae. The record is from the annotation of a GenBank genome assembly.
AUGAAUGACAACGAAAAGGAAGAGGCUGCUAAUUUGAAAGAAGAGUUUGAAUGGGUGCUUCGUGAAGAAGUGCACGCUAUAUUACAUCAGCUUCAUACAGUUUUAGUCGAAUGUGCCCAUAGAUUUCCUGUACCUUUGUAUGGGAAUGAAGGUCAGAAGCAGGAUAAAUUCAUACUAACUUCACAACCAGAGCAAUUAAAAUGCAUAGUUACAUUAACUGGUGACAGUAUCACCCAUGCCGAUAUAAGUUUCAAGGUAUUGAGGCAAAUGCAUUCAAUUUGUCGCACAUCCAUCAAUCAGGAUGGACCUUGGAAGUUACAGCAGAUACAGGAUGCUGCCAACCAUUUGCAACAGGCUAUUGGUUACAUUGAUAAUGUAGAUAAACAUUAUGUGUUCAGGUCUUCUGAAGAGGUAUUGCAUAUUAUACAGUGUUUGUUGGGUUCCCUGCAAAGAGCUCGUACAGCAUUAGUUUUGCCUAAGAAGAAAGCUAUUGAUGAGCUUAUGAAGAGUAGAAAUAUGAAAGCACUCUCACCAAAUCUGCCUGAAGAUUUAGCAAUAUCCUUUUAUAUUCAGUCUCAUAAACUGAUAUUUGUUGCUUACCAGUUGAGUUCAGUUCAUGGUACAAUGCGUAUAGAUUCAUGUCAAGCGGACUGUGCUGUGCCUUGGCUGAGCGAUGUUUUAUUUAUGUUAACAGCUGCAUUGCACAUGUGUCAACAACUAAAAGAUAAGCUGUGCGUGUUCUCUCAAUACAAAGAUUUUACCGUCGGAUCGAGAUCCGCCUCGAUGGUCUUCAAU